Molecule: messenger RNA, 1593 nt
Organism: Drepanopeziza brunnea f. sp. 'multigermtubi' MB_m1
Lineage: Eukaryota; Fungi; Ascomycota; Leotiomycetes; Helotiales; Drepanopezizaceae
Biological process (GO): intracellular signal transduction; intracellular monoatomic cation homeostasis; protein phosphorylation
Cellular component (GO): cytosol
Molecular function (GO): ATP binding; protein serine/threonine kinase activity
Source: RefSeq, a predicted model, not a curated record
AUGGCCACCUUCACCAGGCCGAGAGACCAGUUCGCCGCUGAGAAAGCUCAUUCUUCUCCUGGAGCUUCGCAGACGUCAUCAGCAGCUGGCUCUCCAGAAUUCCCGCCCGUCAGACAGAAUGGCAUUGCUGCUGUUCCUAGCACCGAGAACCUCAAUGGGAACGGCCAUGCUGCGCCACCAGCCGAGCCACAUAAAUCCACUCUCGCGCAGCAGCCAGAAAAGCCCUCAAUGACAAAGCGACUCACUCGCAUGUUCUCAACAAAAGAUUCCUUGCGCUCAGAGCUCAGCAUAACUUCCCAACCCGCGACCAACGGCACUUCUUCCAAAACCGACUUGGUUGCGACCUCGCAAAAACCCAAGCCUCCUUCCCGGCAGUCGUCUUCGACCGACAAAGGAACUAGCAAGACCGAAAAGCCCGAGAAGCCCACGACGGCGCCAGCAAAGGACAAGAAGGCGGCGGGGACGGCCUCUGCGCACCAGAGGUACAUCCCCAAUGCCGACCUCAAGGGUGGCCAUGAGCACCACCUCAAGAGCGCGAAGAGGCAAGAGAAGUUGUCGGACAUGCUCCGGAAUGUGAUCAGUGGCAAGACCAAGGCUCCAGAGCAUGUACAGGAAGGGGAACAGCAACUGUCCCUCAUGUCAAGCUGGGUGGAUCAACUCAAGAGCGAACGCGAAAGCCUGGCCUCCGAGAAGAAGGGAGGCCCCAACGCGACCACUUCUUUGGUGGAGAAAUACGGCAAGUGCCAGGAGAUCGUCGGACGCGGCGCCUUUGGCAUUGUGCGGAUAUCCCACAAGCGCAGUGAAAAUGGAUCGGGGGAGCAGCUGUACGCGGUGAAGGAAUUCCGACGACGCCCCGAGGAGAACGAAAGAAAGUACAGCAAGCGCCUCACAUCUGAGUUCUGCAUAUCGUCUUCGUUACGCCACCCCAACGUGAUCCACACCCUCGACCUGCUGCAAGACUCCAAAGGAGACUACUGCGAAGUCAUGGAGUUCUGUGCCGGUGGUGACCUCUACACCCUGGUCCUGGCCGCUGGCAAGCUCGAAGCCAUGGAAGCCGACUGCUACUUCAAGCAGAUGAUGCGGGGUGUGGAAUACAUGCACGAGAUGGGAGUUGCACACAGAGAUCUGAAGCCUGAGAAUCUUCUCCUGACGACUCAUGGGUCCCUGAAGAUCACCGACUUUGGGAACGGGGAGUGCUUUCGGAUGGCCUGGGAAUCAGACGCACACAUGGUCUCUGGUCUCUGUGGCUCUGCUCCCUACAUUGCUCCCGAAGAGUAUAUCGACAAGGAGUUUGAUGCUCGAGCUGUGGAUGUCUGGGCUACCGGUGUCAUAUACAUGGCGAUGCGCACUGGACGUCAUCUGUGGCGCGUCGCCAAGAAGGACGAGGAUGAGUUCUACGCACGCUACCUGGAAGGACGCCGAGAUGAGGAGGGUUACGCGCCUAUCGAGUCCCUCCACCGAGCUCGCUGCCGCAAUGUCAUCUACUCCAUCCUCGACCCUAAUCCUUCUCGCCGGAUCACAGCCUCUCAGGUUCUCAAGUCCGAAUGGGGUCGGGAGAUCAAACUCUGCAAGGCUGGUGAAGAGGGUCUCUGA